AAAAGAAAGAAAAAAAAACUCACGUCGCAAACCCCAUCGCGCGGUUCGCUCCAAUCCCCGUCCCCCCGGCGCGGCGCCGCCGCAGCGCCUCUCGCCGUUCGCUGGCGCCCCUGGUCCAGCCCGUUCCCUCCGCCACUCAAGAAGCUCCAUUCCGGCCGGCGACCCCCCCCUCCCCAGCUUACUGAGGGCAGCCGAGCAUGAGCGGUGGUGAUGGUCGGCGACGGAGACCGUCGGCCGGAGGAGGUGGCGUCGGCGGCGUCGGCGGCAGCUGGGGCGGUCGGAGGUCUGGAUCUUCGGCGGCAAAGGAACAGCGGACACGGCUGGGCGCGGAGGAGCUCCUCGAGGGCCGGCUUGGCUUCGCGCCCUACACCCAAGGCGACCGCCGGCUUGGCUGGCUCCUCACCUUCUCCCCCUCAUCAUGGGAGGAUGAGGAUACAGGGAAUAUCUACAGCUGUGUUGACCUGUACUUUGUGUCCCAGGAUGGUUCUACAUUUAAAGUGAAGUACAAAUUCCCGCCUUAUUUUUAUGCUGCAACUAAGGAGAAGACGGAGUUGGAAGUUGAGGCGUAUCUCAGGCGACGUUAUGAAGGGGAAAUCGCUGAUAUAGAAAUAAUUGAAAAAGAGGAUCUGGAUCUUAAAAACCACCUUUCUGGUUUGAAGAGAAAAUAUUUGAAGAUUCAGUUCGAUACCGUGCAGCAAUUAAUGCGUGUAAGGAGUGAUCUAAUGCAUGUUGUUGAAAAGAAUGAAGAAGAAAGAGAUGCCGUGGAUGCAUUUGAAUCAAUUUAUGGUGUAAAAAGGGUAGAAAGGCCACAAGAUUACAUAAACUGCAUCAUCGAUUUGCGUGAAUACGAUGUUCCCUAUCAUGUUCGUUUCGCUAUAGAUAAUGAUGUGAGAUCUGGACAGUGGUAUAAUGUUGGUGUAUCUGGUUCUGAUGUUUUGCUUCAGAGAAGGGAAGAUCUGCUUCAGCGUGCAGAAGUUCAUGUAUGUGCAUUUGAUAUUGAGACCACAAAGCUUCCCUUGAAGUUUCCAGAUGCUGAAUACGACAGUGUAAUGAUGAUCUCCUACAUGAUAGAUGGGCAAGGGUACUUGAUAAUCAACCGAGAGUGUGUAGGGGAAGACAUUGAAGAUUUGGAAUACACACCUAAACCAGAAUUCGAGGGGCAUUUUAGAGUUAAGAAUGUCGCAGACGAGGUGGGUCUACUUAAAGCUUGGUUUUCUCACAUGCAAGAGGUUAAACCUGGUAUUUAUGUUACGUACAACGGUGACUUUUUUGACUGGCCGUUUUUGGAGAAGAGAGCUGCCCACCAUGGGAUAAAAAUGAAUGAGGAGAUUGGUUUCCAAUGCGACAGUAAUCAAGGUGAAUGCCGAGCUAAAUUUUCCUGUCAUCUUGACUGUUUUGCCUGGGUGAAGCGAGACAGUUACCUUCCACAGGGAAGCCAAGGUCUAAAGGCUGUUACAAAAGCCAAGCUUGGUUAUGAUCCUCUGGAGGUCAAUCCAGAAGAUAUGGUUCGCUUUGCAAUGGAGCAGCCACAGACAAUGGCUUCUUAUUCUGUAUCAGAUGCUGUUGCCACAUACUACUUAUACAUGACUUAUGUCCAUCCAUUUAUCUUCUCCCUUGCGACCAUAAUACCUAUGUCACCUGAUGAGGUGUUGCGGAAAGGAAGUGGGACUCUAUGUGAAAUGCUGCUAAUGGUCCAGGCAUUCCAGGCUAAUAUCAUUUGUCCUAACAAGCACCAAGCUGAUCUGGAGAAGUUUUACAAUAACCGUCUAGUAGAAAGCGAAACAUACAUCGGUGGUCAUGUUGAGUGUCUUGAAACUGGUGUAUUUAGAUCUGAUCUUCCUACAAAAUUUCAGCUGGAACCCUCAGCAUUUGAGCAACUAAUUGAAAACCUUGACCGUGAUCUGCAAUAUGCCAUUGCUGUAGAAGGAAAAUUGGAUAUUGAUUCUGUCACAAAUUAUGAUGAAGUCAAGGAUGCCAUAAAGCAAAAGCUUGUUUCAUUGCGAGACCACCCAACUCGUGAAGAAUGCCCUCUUAUAUAUCAUCUGGAUGUUGCUGCAAUGUAUCCAAAUAUCAUUUUGACAAAUAGGCUCCAGCCACCAUCCAUAGUUACAGAUGUGGACUGCACAGCAUGUGAUUUCAAUCGCCCUGGAAAGAAUUGCCUUAGAACGCUCGAAUGGGUCUGGCGAGGAGAAACCUACACGGCAAAAAAGAGUGACUAUCAUCAUAUAAAGAGGCAAAUUGAGUCAGAGAUGAUUCAAACUGGUGGGGUUACAUCUUCAAAGCCUUUCCUCGACCUCUCAAAACCAGAGCAUUUACUAAAGCUGAAGGAUCGUUUGAAGAAGUACUGCCAGAAGGGGUACAAAAGAGUAGUUGACAAACCAAUUACAGAAGUUAGAGAAGCUGGAAUAUGCAUGCGUGAAAAUUCUUUCUACGUAGAUACAGUGCGAAGCUUUCGUGAUAGAAGGUAUGAAUACAAAGGCCUGAAUAAAACAUGGAAAGGAAAACUAUCAGAAGCAAAAGCCAGUGGAAAUUCUAUCAAAAUUCAGGAAGCACAGGACAUGGUUGUGCUAUAUGAUUCUUUGCAACUUGCUCACAAGUGCAUAUUAAAUUCUUUUUAUGGAUAUGUUAUGCGCAAGGGUGCAAGAUGGUACUCUAUGGAAAUGGCUGGUGUUGUAACAUAUACUGGUGCAAAAAUCAUCCAAAAUGCUCGAUUACUUGUAGACAAAAUUGGAAGACCACUGGAACUCGACACAGAUGGCAUUUGGUGUGUUUUGCCUGGUUCUUUCCCAGAGAAUUUUACUUUCAAGACAAAAGCUGAGAAGAAGCUCACAAUAUCUUAUCCAUGUGUGAUGCUUAAUGUUGAUGUUGCAAGAACCAACACCAAUGAUCAAUAUCAAACAUUGAAAGAUCCUGUAAGCAAGCUAUACACAACAAAUAGUGAAUGCUCCAUCGAGUUUGAGGUAGAUGGACCAUACAAGGCCAUGAUUCUACCUGCCUCUAAAGAGGAAGGGAUUCUGAUAAAGAAGAGGUAUGCUGUCUUCAACGAAGAUGGCACCCUGGCAGAACUUAAAGGCUUCGAGAUUAAGCGUCGAGGUGAGCUGAAGCUCAUCAAAGUUUUUCAGGCGGAGGUAUUCGAUAAAUUUCUCCAUGGCUCUACUUUAGAGGAGUGCUAUGCAGCUGUUGCCUCUGUUGCUAACCGCUGGUUAGAUCUACUGGACAAUCAAGGAAUUGAUAUUUCUGACAGUGAGUUGCUUGGGUUCAUAUCGGAGUCAAGCACAAUGAGUAAGUCCCUUGUUGACUAUGGAGAACAGAAGUCAUGUGCUGUAACUACAGCAAAAAGACUUGCAGAAUUCCUUGGAGAUUCAAUGGUUAAAGACAAAGGACUGCACUGCCAAUAUAUAGUUGCCCGAGAGCCACAAGGCACCCCAGUGAGCGAGCGUGCUGUUCCGGUGGCUAUUUUUGAGACAGAUGCUGGUAAUACUUUUCAUGCAAAUCGCUGCUUUUGUAUCCCCAACCUGUUCAACUUACUUACACUAUCCUCUUAUUUGACAGAGGUCGCAAAGUUCUAUUUAAGAAAAUGGUGCAAAGUCUCCACGGAAGCAAACAUCCGAUUUAUUCUUGAUUGGUCUUACUACAAGCAGCGCCUAAGCUCGGCUAUUCAGAAGAUCAUAACUAUUCCUGCAGCGAUGCAAAAGAUUUCAAAUCCUGUUCCCCGAGUUCUUCAUCCUGAUUGGUUGCAUAAAAAGGUCAGAGAGAAGGAUGACCGAUUUCGUCAACGCAAACUACGUGAUAUGUUCAGUCCCUUGAAUAAAGACAUGGGGAUGCAUAACUUGAAUGGAACUGGAGACAUAGAAGAUUUGUUAACAUCAGACAAAGGUUUGAGAAAAGCUACUGCAUCCCAUGGUUUUAACAUCGGCAAAGAAAAUCAUCCAAAUGGGUCACCAUCAGCAAAAGCUAGUUUGGGUCAUUGCAAAAACCAGCAAAAAUCUGUAAUCAGGUCAAAUGAACCACUCCGAGAUGACUCUGCUGAUGAAAUAGUUGAUAGAAGUACUGAUUAUCAAGGAUGGCUUGAGGCCAGGAAGAGAAAAUGGAAAUAUGUCCGUGAACAGAAGAAACGUCGAAGGUUGGGUGCUGCAGCCUCUUCUGAGGGUCCCAGUAAUAAUUUGUUUUCUGCAAGAAAUGACAGUCAGUUACAUGGCAAUGGUAGGAAUCGGUCUACAUUUUUCCAGAAACAAGAAUUGUCCCUCUUUAGAUCACAUUGGCAGAUAAUCCAGCUUGCUCCAAGUACAUUGCCUGGCCGUUUUUUUGCAUGGGUUGUUGCUGAGGGGAUCAUGUUCAAGAUUCCCAUCAAUGUGCCUAGAGUUUUCUACCUAAACUCAAAAGCUCCUAUCACAGAUGAGUUUCCAGGAAGGCGUGUAAAGAAGAUUCUUCCUCAUGGAAAACCAUCUUUCAAUCUCAUCGAGGUUGUAACUAGUGAAGAACAGUUCAGGGCUGAAGGAAGAAAACUUGCUGCUCAUCUUGCAGAGCCAGAUGUUGAAGGCAUAUAUGAGACGAAAAUUCCACUGGAGCUAAAUGCUAUUCUCCAAAUUGGUUGUGUCUGCAAAGUGGACAAAUCUGCGGAGAAACGAAAUAUCCAAGAUGGAUGGGAUCUUGCUGAGUUGCAAAUGAAAACAACUGCAGAGUUCUCAUACCUGGAACAAACAGUUUCAUUUUUCUAUCUAUACCACAGUGUGUCUGAAGGAAGGGCUGUAUAUGUCAUGUACUUCCCUACAUCUCUCAGAGUACAUGCAGUGGUUAUCAAUCCUUUCCGUAAUAAAGAACUGUCACCUGCGUUUCUUGAAAAGCAAUUUCGGGAUGCUUGCCAGACUCCUGACCCUUUGCAUGAAAAUCUCACUUUCCAGGUGGACUACCACACAUCAAUGGAUGCAGGUAGCAAAUAUGUGCAACGAAUGUUACUUGAGUACAGACAACAACAUCCUGGACCUGUCAUAGGCAUCAUUGAAUGCCCUAAACUCCAAGCUAUAAGGGAAUCUGUACGUGCACUUGAUGAUUUCCCGUGUGUAACCAUUCCUUGCAAUGCACGGGAUAACAACUAUCAGGCUCUUGGUUGGCAAGCGACAGCUGGUAGAACAAGCAUGCAGCGCUGUGCUGCAUCAACUCAAUGGUUCAAUGAAAGAAUUUCACUUGCUAGAUAUGCACAUGUGCCAUUGGGAAACCUUGAACUUGAUUGGCUUCUUUUUACUGCUGAUGUGUUCUUCUCAAGGGCAUUGCAUGAUCAACAACAGGUACUAUGGAUAUCUGAUGAUGGUAUUCCUGAUUUAGGCGGCACAUAUGAAGGAGAUACAUGCUUUGCUGAUGAAGUCAUACAACCUGCACUAACAUAUCCUGGCGCUUAUAGGAGGAUUUCUGUUGAGCUUAAGAUUCAUCAUUUGGCGGUUAAUUCUCUCCUUAAGAGUAGUCAAGUGGAUGAAAUGGAAGGAGGAUCUAUCGGCAACUUUGAAAAUGACAUUCCUCCUGGUCCAAAUGCCACCGAAACUGACUAUAAUGACGCCAGCUUGUGUCUACCUGCUUUCCAAGUGCUGAAGCAACUCAUUCAAAGAUGCAUCUCGGAUGCAGUGUCUUCUGGAAAUGUAUUUGCUGAUGCGAUAUUGCAACAUCUCUACCGUUGGCUUUGCAGCCCACGAUCAAGACUUCAUGACCCAGCUCUCCAUCGCCUCCUUCAUAAUGUCAUGAAGAAGGUCUUUGCUCUAUUGUUAGCUGAGUUUCGAAAGCUUGGAGCUAAUGUUAUCUUUGCAAACUUUUCUAAGAUAAUCAUAGAUACCGGAAAAGUGGACUUGCCGUCAGCACGUGCAUACUGUGAUAGCUUGCUGAAAACCUUACAGACAAGGGAUCUUUUCGAGUGGAUAGAACUGGAACCUUUGCACUAUUGGCACUCCUUACUGUUCAUGGAUCAGUACAACUACGGUGGGAUUCAGGCCAAAACACAAAAUGUAACAUCUGCAGACAGUUCAGACGGUGAUGAUGAUAUUGACAUCGUGUCAAGCUGGAAUAUAGCAGAAUACUUGCCCAAAGCUACACAGGAUCACUUUGUCUUGAUCGUAUCGGAGUUCCUAUAUGUUCCAUGGAAAUACAUGAAAGAACAAGUAGCUUGCCGAGCAGCUAUGAGGGAUGACACCUCAUGCACUCCAUCUAUAACAAUCAUGGCUGCUGAGAAUCUUGAGGGACAGGUCGUUGAUUACCUCCGUGGGCAGAUCGGCACUUAUUUUGCGGAAAAGCUUCUCACAAUUGUGAGCGAUAUACUUCUCCAUUUCAAAGGAAAAGGCAAGUCUGAAUCAGUUGGACCUUCAAAUAGUGAACUUGAUCCUCACUUACAUAAAGGCGGUGCUGCAUUGGAGUUCAUUAAACAUAUAUGUGCUGUUCUUGCUCUCGAUCAGAAUGUUCAGCAUGAUAUUCUGAGAAUGCGAAAGAACUUGUUGAAGUUGGUGCGCGUAAAGGAAUUUGCUCCAGAAGCACAGUUCCAAGAUCCCUAUGCCUCAUUCAUCCUUCCAAACGUGAUUUGCAGCUAUUGCAACGAUUGCCGGGACCUUGACCUCUGCCGCGACUCGACGCUGCAAGGCCACGAGUGGAGGUGCGCGGUGCCGCAGUGCGGGCAGCCGUACCACCGGGAGGAGAUGGAGAACGCGCUGCUGCAGAUUGUGCGGCAGCGAGAGAGGCUGUACCACCUGCAGGACCUGGUGUGCGUCCGGUGCAGGCAGGUGAAGGCGGCCCAUGUGUCAGAGCAGUGCAACUGUGGAGGGUCGUUCCGGUGCAAGGAGGAGGCGCCGCAGUUCCUUGGCAAGAUGCGGGUCUUCCUGAACGUCGCGGUGAGCCAGAAGUUCGAGCUGCUCCAGGAUUGCGUCCGAUGGAUCCUGGAGGUCAGGUGAUGCCUGCCGUAGUUCUUCAGUUGACACCUAGUGUAGCAUAGUGAAUUAGUUACAGUAACUUUUUGUUUGAAGCAACCAACUUGCAGCCGCAAAGAAUGUAUUUAUUACAUGAAUAACUGUCGGGACAACUAAAAUAACUGUUGGCACACUACAUCCAUGUCGUAUAAUGAGAAGCAUGUCUGUCUGUUUGACAUAAUUUA
Molecule: messenger RNA, 7123 nt
Organism: Triticum aestivum (bread wheat)
Lineage: Eukaryota; Viridiplantae; Streptophyta; Magnoliopsida; Poales; Poaceae
Product: DNA polymerase epsilon catalytic subunit A
Exons: 48
Coding region: 198-6923 (2241 amino acids)
Biological process (GO): DNA replication; nucleotide-excision repair, DNA gap filling; DNA replication proofreading
Cellular component (GO): epsilon DNA polymerase complex; nucleus
Molecular function (GO): single-stranded DNA 3'-5' DNA exonuclease activity; DNA binding; DNA-directed DNA polymerase activity
Source: RefSeq, a predicted model, not a curated record